This is a messenger RNA of Ectocarpus siliculosus, 2094 nucleotides long. NCBI's taxonomy places the organism in Eukaryota, Phaeophyceae, Ectocarpales, Ectocarpaceae. The record is from the annotation of a GenBank genome assembly.
UUGGAUUGCUCUGUCGCUGUGUUCCCGUGUGAGCGAGCGUCUCACACCAACGCCGUGAGCCAUGGAUGAACUUCAGGAGAAGCUCACGGCCUACACGCAGCAGCUCGAGCAGGUGGCCGAGCUCGAAGCUUCUGACCCCUCAAACGCCGGCUUCACCAAGCUCAGGACCGAUCUGGAGGAAGUCAUCAGGCUCACCAAAGGACUCAUCGAAGAAGCGAAGGGCACGUCGGCCCUCCCCGCCCCUGAGCCCGCAGCAGCACCAGCAUCAUCCGCUGCCCCAAAAUUUGAAGCCGUCCCAAUCGGGAAGUGGGAGCCUGUUGCCGCCCCCGCCCCCGCCCCACCAGACGCACCACGAGAAGGCGGCAAAGGAGGAGGGGGGGGGACGGCAGCGGUGGCGGCGGAACUAGGGAGUUCCACAACAGGCGUGUUCGGCGUGGGAGCAAGAGUAGAGGUGCUCUCGGCGGAUAAGUGGUACCCUGCGGUGAUCGACAGCGUCUCGGAAGACGGACAGGACUUCGGGGUGACCUACAUGGGCUAUGGCACCGAGGGGACGGCAACCAUCACAACGCUCCGGCAGAUCACGCGAUCUCCGAGGCCAGUGGCGGCAGCGGCGGCGGUCAAAGGACUCGAGUGCAGGGCGCUGUACGUGGGGGACGGAACGUACUACGACUGCACGAUCCAGGAGGUUACGGCGAACGGGUACAAAAUCGUCUUCCCCGCGUACGGAAACGUGGAGGAGGUUCCGCUAGAGUACCUGCAGAAGAAGGUCACGAUGUCCCUAGCCAAGGCCAAGCAGGCAGAGGCGCAGGCAGAAGCAGACGCGUCUUUCGCCAUCCCGGAGAGCCUUCGGUUACGAGAGGGCGACUCCGAGGCGGAGCGGGAUCGAAAACGCAAGAAGGUUAAGGCGCUGAAGGGUCGUUUCAAGAUCAAGCAGAAGGACGCCGUAGUAAACAACAAGCAGGCGUCGUGGCAGGCGUUUCAGACGAAGGGGGCCAAGAAGAAGACGAAGGGGAGCAUGGCCGCGGUGUCGCUGAAAAAGGAGUCAAUUUUCGCCUCGCCGGCGGGUCUCGAGGGGAAGGUCGGGGUAACGGGGAGCGGGCAGGGGAUUACGGAGCAGGUCGCCCGCAAGAAACACAAGACGGUAAAAGAGUAGGCACCGCGCACCGCAGCAGUUUUGUACGAGUAGCACGACGUGCGUGGGUGCGAAGUAUUUGCACGUUUUGCGGGAACGCCGCGGGAUGUGCUCGCUAUAGAGAACGCAGCGACAUGUAGUCCUUCGAAGGAAAAAAUAUGGAGUACUGCUGUGCUGUACGAAAGCACCGCUCUCCGUCAUGAGUGCGUGAUGAUGUUUUGUCAGGUAUGCACAAUCUUGGGUUCGAAUAGCUGCGUAAAAACACAAAAUGUGAAAAUGAGAGGGUCAAGUGUUUGCCGAUUGCGGCGUAGGGGGAGUUUGAAAGGGAGGGUCAGAGGCAUUAGAUUUUUCGUUUUGAGCUUGUUGACGCUUUUUUUUUGUCGAAGUGGAUAGCGCCGACAUGGCAUCAUCGUGUUGAGUGUAUCGAAGCGAAGGCAGAAACCUUAUUUUCUACACGACAAAGAGGAAAUAGAUUAAUUCCGGGCCUCCUCUGUCUGCAUAGAACCCGGCGACGCUACAAUACACGCGGCUUGGCUAGCAGCUUCUCGCGGCAUGGGGGGGGAGGCCCGCUGACUCAUGCGUCCGAGGUUCCUUGCCGUUCGAUUUGAACCAACCGACAAGGGGAGGUGGGCGACAAAGAUAGAGAGGGGCAUGCUUCAAUAACGCUCUUGACGCUGGACACAGCAUGGAGCCCUGCUUGCUGCUGCAAACACCUUGUGCUCAUAUUCAGCCUUCGCGCUUGCGGUGGCGGUACGGAUGGAUGUGCAUUUGGGAUUUGUUGGGGUCCCCGCAAACUUUCACCCACAUUCAAAUGGCUGAUGCGCAGUCUCCCAUUUACUUGUCCACGGUAACAACUGUUGGUGCACGGUAGGCAAUACAGUCCGUCCGUCUACCCGCUCGUCCACAGCAGUGGAUGCCAGGAAAGAACCGCACCUUACCCGGAGAGGGCUCUAUCUGCUUCC